This is a messenger RNA of Tachyglossus aculeatus (Australian echidna), 2172 nucleotides long. It is a transcript of the gene EPHX2, whose product is annotated as epoxide hydrolase 2. The transcript has 17 exons. Gene Ontology annotation, biological process: phospholipid dephosphorylation; cholesterol homeostasis. NCBI's taxonomy places the organism in Eukaryota, Metazoa, Chordata, Mammalia, Monotremata, Tachyglossidae. Gene Ontology annotation, cellular component: peroxisome. Gene Ontology annotation, molecular function: magnesium ion binding; lipid phosphatase activity. The coding region runs from base 179 to 1720 and encodes 513 amino acids. The record is from RefSeq and is a predicted model, not a curated record.
UCCAAGUUGGCAACAUAUAGAGACAGUCCCUACCGGCCAGUGGGCUCACAGUCUAAAACUCCCCAGCGGACGCUCCUCCCCAGCAGACGCUCCUCCCCAGCGGACGCUCCUCCCCAGCGGACGCUCCUCCCCAGCGGCCUGUCCCCCGGCGGGGCUUGGGCCUUCGUCCUCUGCGGCCAUGGCGCUGCGGGUGGCUCUGUUUGAGCUCGGAGGCGUCCUGCUAGGUCCGUCCCCACGAGAGGUCUUCAGUCGGACCGAGGAGGCCCUGGCCUUGCCCAGCGGAUUCUUUGGGAAGGUGACCACCCAAGGGGGCCAGGAGGGCCCCUUUGCCCGCCUCCUGAGAGGAGAACUCACACUGGGACAAGCGGUGCCUCUCCUGGAUGAGGCCUGUAGAGACAACUCCGCAGCCUCCGGUUUCCGGCUCCCGACCCCGUUCUCCAUCCGUCGGGUGUUUGACGAGAUGCGUUCUGGGGCAGAGAUCAACAUCCCCAUGCUGCAGGCAGCCAUCGCCCUCAGGAACAGGGGGUGGAAGACCUGCAUCCUGUCCAACACGUGGGUGGACGACAGCCCUGAGCGCAGCCAGCAGGCACAGAUCUCGUGUGCCCUGGCCAAGCAUUUUGACCUACGGGUGGAGUCUUGCCGUGUGGGCGUGGCCAAGCCGGACCCGGCGAUCUACUUGUUGGCGCUGGAGGCCCUGGGCGCACGGCCCCAUGAGGCUGUUUGCUUGGACGACACCGAAGCCAAUCUGCGGGCAGCCCUCGAAUUGGGGCUGGUCACCAUCCAGGCCCAGAACACAGCUGCAGCACUGGAGAAAUUGGAACAGAUCACCGGGAUGCAGCCACUUGGCCCCAAAGAAACCCUGCUCACUGCCUGCAGGCCGGACAGCGUUGCUCACGGACAAGUCUCGGUCAAGCCUGGAGUCCAGCUGCACUUCGUGGAAGCGGGAACAGGCCCUGCUGUCUGUCUCUGUCAUGGCUUCCCUGAGAGCUGGUUCUCCUGGAGGUACCAGAUCCCGGCUCUGGCUGAUGCAGGGUUCCGGGUCAUAGCUCUGGACAUGAAGGGAUAUGGGGACUCCUCGGCCCCCCAAGCCAUGGAGGAGUAUUCCCAGGAGGAGAUGUGCAAGGAGGCAGUGACUUUCCUAGACAAACUGGGUAUUUCCCAGGCGGUGUUUAUCGGCCAUGACUGGGGCGGCAUGUUUGUGUGGAACAUGGCGCUCUUUUAUCCGGAGCGUGUGCGGGCUGUGGCCAGUCUGAACACGCCCUUCAUGCCAGCAGACCCCUCGGUGCCUACAAUGGAGAAGAUUCGGGCGAUGCCCGUAUUUGACUACCAGCUGUACUUUCAGGAGCCGGGGGUGGCUGAGGCAGAACUGGAGGCUGACCUGAGCCGAACUCUGAAACUCUUAAUCCGAGCCAGUGAUGAAAAGAACUUCGUCACAACCUGUGAAGUUCAGAAGAGAGGCGGGCUAUUGGUGGGGAUGCCUGAAUCUCCCCCGACGAGCCGUAUCCUGAAGGAGGAGGAUUUGCGUGUCUAUGUGCAGCAGUUUGAGAAAUCUGGCUUCAGGGGCCCGCUGAACUGGUACAGGAACGUGGAGAGGAAUUGGCGCUGGUCAUGCAUUGCAGCUGGCCGGAAGGUCAUCCCAGAGGUGGAGCGUCCCAUGGAGAGGCCGCCUGUCCAGCUGGGCACCCUCAGUCGUGCACCUUCAGCUGCUGUCAUGGGGUAGCGGGGAGGGGUUGAGCCAGGGGCUAAGGGUUGUCAGUCAGUCAAUCAGUUGUAUCUAUUGAGUGCUUACUGUGUGCAGAACAAUGUACUAAGUGCCAGGGAGAGUACAGUAUAACAGAGUUGGUAGACAUGUCCCCUGCCCACAGUGAGCUUACAGUCUAGAUCUAUUUUUACAUUAAAUUUUAGAUAGGUGCGUAAGUGUCGCGGGGCUGAGGGAGGGGUGGAAAAGGGAAAAUAUCCACAUGCAAAGGCCACCCAGAAGGGAGCAGAAGAGGGAAUGAGGGCUUUAUCAGGGAAGGCUUCUUGGAGGAGAUGUUAGGACAUAGGACUCUGCCUUGGGAAUCUGGUGUCCAGGUGCGCCCCUGGAGUUCAUGGGAUAUUCCCUUGCACGGUGCCACCUGAAACACCUCUCCACCCCGGGAUUCACCUCUCUGUCCUUACGUGGUGGCCUCU